Messenger RNA from Varanus komodoensis (Komodo dragon), 1338 nucleotides. RefSeq names its product ATP-sensitive inward rectifier potassium channel 12. Gene Ontology annotation, molecular function: inward rectifier potassium channel activity. The record is from RefSeq and is a predicted model, not a curated record. The transcript has a single exon. Bases 1 to 1296 code for a protein of 431 amino acids. Gene Ontology annotation, cellular component: plasma membrane. Lineage: Eukaryota; Metazoa; Chordata; Lepidosauria; Squamata; Varanidae. Gene Ontology annotation, biological process: potassium ion import across plasma membrane; regulation of monoatomic ion transmembrane transport.
AUGACCUCAGGCCGAGUCAAUCCUUACAGCAUCGUAUCUUCUGAGGAAGACGGGUUGACCUUGACCACCAUGCCUGGAGUGAACGGCUUUGGCAAUGGGAAGAUCCAUACCAGGAGGAAAUGCCGGAACCGGUUUGUGAAGAAGAAUGGCCAGUGUAAUGUCGAGUUCACCAACAUGGAUGAUAAACCCCAGAGGUACAUUGCCGACAUGUUCACCACAUGUGUGGACAUCCGUUGGAGGUACAUGUUGUUGCUCUUCUCCCUUGCCUUUUUGGUGUCCUGGUUGUUAUUUGGUCUUGUCUUCUGGCUGAUAGCCCUCGUCCACGGGGAUAUCGAGAAGCCAAACAAGGACGAAUCGUUCACACCUUGCCUCCUGCAAGUGAACGGCUUCGUGGCAGCCUUCCUGUUCUCCAUCGAGACCCAAACGACGAUAGGCUAUGGGUUCCGUUGUGUGACAGAGGAGUGCCCGCUCGCUGUCUUCAUGGUGGUCCUACAGUCCAUCGUGGGGUGUAUAAUCGAUUCCUUCAUGAUCGGCGCCAUCAUGGCCAAGAUGGCUAGGCCCAAGAAGAGGGCUGAGACCUUGCUGUUCAGCCAUCACGCCGUGGUGGCCAUGCGGGACGGGAAGCUGUGUCUGAUGUGGAGGGUAGGGAACCUGCGCAAGAGCCACAUCGUUGAGGCCCAUGUCAGAGCUCAGCUCAUCAAGCCCCGAAUCACCGAAGAGGGGGAAUACAUCCCGCUGGACCAAAUCGACAUCGACGUUGGCUUCGACAAAGGCUUGGACCGCAUCUUCUUGGUGUCUCCGCUCACCAUCCUCCACGAGAUCAAUGAAGAAAGCCCCCUGUUUGGGAUUAGCCGGCAGGACUUGGAAACGGACGACUUUGAGAUUGUGGUGAUCCUCGAGGGCAUGGUGGAAGCCACCGCCAUGACGACGCAAGCCCGGAGCUCGUACUUGUCUAGCGAGAUCUUGUGGGGUCACCGUUUUGAGCCUGUCCUGUUUGAGGAGAAGAACUUGUACAAGGUGGACUAUUCGCACUUCCACAAGACCUACGAGGUCCCGUCAACGCCCUGCUGCAGUGCCAAGGACCUGAUGGAGAACAAGUUCCUUCUCCCGAGCACCAAUUCCUUCUGCUAUGAGAACGAACUGGCCUUCAUGAGCCGCGACGAGGAAGACGAGGAAGACGAGGAUGACAGCAGAGGUUUGGACAAUCCAAGUGCGGACAACCCACUUGAAUUUGAUAGGCUUCAGGCCACUGUAGCACUAGAUCAAAGGUCGUACAGAAGGGAAUCAGAAAUAUGACCGGGGGCCCAGCCUGGAACUCUUCCCGGGAGCAUCCUUUCC